CAGAGCAGAUUCCCACCAGCUGCAACCUGUUCCAUAAUCAAGACCUCUACAAAUACUCAGCCCUGCCACUUCCACGCCGUCAGAUCGUAAUCUCUGCUCAGUCAGUCUAUGUUCCUUUUUAGAUCCUGUUGUCCUGCUGUGCCUGUCUUCCCUUGACUGAUGCUGUUUUCCUCUCUACUACAGUUCUGCCCACUCUGACUCUGGUCCCUGUCUCCAGUCCUACUUCUCGUCAGUCCUGCUACUCUGUCCUGGAUCCCCCACUCUACGGCUCCCUUGGAUUCCCCUCUGGAUCUGCUUACCCUGUCCCAACACGUCUCGCUCCAGCCUCGGCCUCCGCACCUGGUUUACUGCAACCUGCCUUAGCUCCCCCUGGCCUGCCCUCAAUCUUCCCCCUGUGUUUUAAUAAAUACCUUGGUCACCUCAUCCCAGUCACCUGUUCACCUGGGUUCACCUGUUCCGCUUCGCGUGACACAAAAGGGUUCUAACUGGAACCAAAAAGGGUUCUCCUAUGGGGACAGCUGAAUAACCCUUUGGAACCCGUUUUCUAAGAGUGUAGCACCUUAAUUAACCCCCUAGUCAAAGGGACACCUUAUGGUGACAGUUAUGCAAAACUUCAAUGAUUUAGGCCCAGUGAUGGCUGUUACACUUGGUUUAUUACACCGUUGCUUAUCUCAUUAUAUACAAACCACCCAUUCAUUGACUGCUUACUUGUUCUGAUAAAAUGAGCUAGAGAGAACAUUUUUUCCAAGUUAAAUUAGGAGCAUGUAAUUAGAAAGAGGUGGACAGUCCUCCCCAACCAAGCUGAGGAGAGAAGUGACUUUAAUCUGCACAAAUAACUUUCCGUGAAGCCUGUGUAGCGGAUAGCCUUGGACUUUCCACCAUAUCCUCUGUUUGAUGACCUGUUGAUAGCUUGAAAGCCAUGGUGGUGAGGAGUGGGGUGAUUCUGUCUGUCUACAUCAUCACCUUCCUGAUUGGCCUGCCUGGCAACAUCCUGGCACUUUACGCCUUCAGCGUCAAGAUCCACAACAAACCCACUCCCACAGACAUCCUCCUGCUCAACCUGACUGUGUCCGACCUUAUCUUCCUGCUCUUCCUGCCCCUCAAGAUGCACGAGGCAGCCUCCGGCAUGGUCUGGACUCUCCCCAGGCUUCUCUGCAACGUUACCUCUUUCGUCUUCUUCUCCACAAUCUACACCAGCUCCCUCCUGCUGAUGGUGGUCAGUGUUGACCGCUACCUGUGUGUGGCCUUCCCUGUCCAGUACAGGCUCCGCCGCAAGCCAUUGUACGGAGUGGUGAGCAGCCUGGUGGUGUGGGUCUUCAGCUCGGUCCACCUCUGCUUCAUCUACAUCGUGGGGAACCAGACCUCAUCUGAUUUAUAUACCUGCUAUGACAACUUCACCCAGGAGCAGCUGAAGGUGGUGCUUCCCAUGCGCUUGGAGCUGUGUGUGGUUCUAUACAUCGUGCCACUGUUGGUCUGUGUGUUCUGCUACCUGAACUUCAUCCUCAUCCUCAAUAGGACCCCAAACCUUUGUGCAGAGAAAAAGAAGAGAGCCGUCGGAAUGGCUGUGGGGACCUUGCUUGUUUUUGUUGUCUGCUUCCUGCCCUAUAAUGUCACCCAUGUACAGGGGUUCAUCAUCCAAGACAACGUGGAGUGGCGGCUCUACGCUCUGCUCCUGACCACGGUCAACACCGUCCUGGAUCCUGUGACGUUCUACUUCUCCUCCUCCAUGUUCCAGGCCACCAUGAAGAGGAUCCUAACUGGGAAGCGAAGGAACAGCACCCCUGGUGUCUUCAUGACAGCUCAAAACAACACUAGAGACAUAGAGGGACACAGUAACCCAGCCACAACUGAGGGAGGUUUGUCUGACAAGUGACAGAGCUUUUGAUGACAAUUGAAGACUUCCUAAUAUGGAUGCCAUAUUACGGGGCAGACAGUCACCAGUUCACAGCCAAUGAUGUAGACAAGAGAGAGACCUGCCAGCAGCAUACCUGCCAGCAGAAUACCAACCUACAUCCUACUGCUCACUUAACUAUGAAGCUAAGCAGGGUUGGUCCUAGUUGGUCCCUGGACACAUACAACCACAUGGACACAUACAGUAACAAUUAGUGGUUUGUUGCUACAGUACUCGUCAAGUGUUAGCAAAAUGCUAAUACACAUAUGAUGUUACAUCAACCUUGGGCACAUGGAAAAAUACAUGUUUGGAUUCUGUUAUCAUUUACAUGACUGUUCUCUUGGGAAGUCAAUGUCUGUUUCCACACUAUUUACAAAAUCAAUAUUAAAAUUAGACAUGGGUAUUUCCCUCCCUCCUACACAUAUGUAAUAUCAGAUGUAAGCACAGCAAUGUUUUGCAUUUUAGUUAAUCGUUACCAUGCACUCUCACCUCCUCAUGUUUGCACUGUUCAAUAAGUCUGCUGUGCACUCAAACAGGUCUGCUUGACUGCUAGAUAUGCUAGAACAUGUAAAUAGAACAUUCUGCUGUUUUGACCAAAGUAACAACCUUCUUGGGAAGCUUGAAUACACAUGGCUGAGCUCUCCAAUUCCUGAUUCAAAAUAAAUACACAUCCACAGCCAGGUAGGUUAUGACCAUUUGGAAUUAAGAAUGUGUUAUCCUUCUCCCUUUAAGGUUUUCACUGUUGAGCUGCAAGUGUACUGUGUGAAGAAUGUACCUAUAAGCUAAUUGUGAUUCAUUCAUUGGUGAUAAGGAGUUGGCUGAGAUAUUGUAACAAAAAUACAUUGAUCAUUGAAAACA
Messenger RNA from Oncorhynchus tshawytscha (Chinook salmon), 2749 nucleotides. RefSeq names its product free fatty acid receptor 2. Gene Ontology annotation, cellular component: plasma membrane. Bases 920 to 1873 code for a protein of 317 amino acids. Lineage: Eukaryota; Metazoa; Chordata; Actinopteri; Salmoniformes; Salmonidae. The transcript has 2 exons. Gene Ontology annotation, biological process: G protein-coupled receptor signaling pathway; cellular response to fatty acid. The record is from RefSeq and is a predicted model, not a curated record. Gene Ontology annotation, molecular function: G protein-coupled receptor activity.